AUGCGCCGUACCGCCUGCACAGGCACUACUGGCACAGGAGAAUGCGCUCUUGACGGCGACGCAGCGGAAUAUUACUGCAUCAAAGCUGCGGCCUGGCCACUUUCACAUGCCUGCGAUCCGGGCGAUCAGUGGCUGGCAGCUCCGAACUCACGGACACGAGCCAGCUGGGCCCUGAGGUGGAGAGCCCAGCAGAGUUUGAGAAACGACAAGGAAGAUACAGAUGAAGUCAACGGUGCGCGCAAUCCUUGGUUCGGGAGAGUUAGUGCUGCUUCGGAAAGCUGGGAACGCAAGAGGGCGCCAUCCCUCAACAUGGGUGAACCCAUCGUUAAUGGCGAGAAGCCAUCCUCCCAAUUCCUUCAUCACCUUUCUACCUUGCCUGUAGUUUCCGCCUCCCUCACCUACAUCAAGAACCACCCCUACGGCCAAAAAUCCCUUCAGCUCGCCGAUCAAGGGUACGCCAACUAUGCAAAGCCUGUCCUCCCUUUCUUCUCCAAGCCUUACAACUAUGUCGCCCCUUACGUCGCCAAAGCCGACUCCCUAAGCAAUGAGGGCCUCAAGCGAGUCGAAGACCGAUUCCCCAUCGUGAAGAAGGACACGGAGACGAUCAAGGGUGCUCUCAAGGGCUACAUCCAUAUGCCAUUCCGUGUGGUCGAAGAGGGCAAGAAACAUGUCCUUCAGGUUUAUUCGGCGGAGUACAAGAAUUGCGGCGGCGGCGAGGGCUACGUAGCUGCCGGCAAGGCAGUUAUCACCACCGGCCUGACUAUCACGUCUGAAUCGCUGGAGUGGCUGCGAGCGUGCAUCACGCGCGCUGAGCAGAAGGGGAGGGAAGGUGUCGAGGCUGUUUCGGAGAAGAAAGUCUCGAAGAAGUGACUGAGGAGAAUGGAACCCAUCAAGGACUUGUCCCUUUCCGCCUGCCGCCUGCCGCCAGCUGUCACAUCUUAAUGAACCUGGAUGGCGAGGCGGGGGAAGCGGGGGGGUUGACUAACGAAAGAGGAAAAGAAAAAAGAAAAAGAAAAGAAAUUUCUGCUUCCUUCUAGAUUGAGAAAAAAAAAUGUCUGUGUUACUGCUCGUGCUACUUGCUACUUGCCGUAUUGGAUAGGUCAGUUUCUUUCUGUCAUAUGCAGGGUUUCUGGGACGUUUUUAUUUCUGUUUAGGGUGACUUCUAUAUAUAUUUUAUAUGCCCUCGACUCUAUUCUUUCACUCAUGCUGAUGUUCCCAAUUUUGGUCAGUUUAAGGCGCACUACUGUUGAUUGUCAAUUUGUCGAUCUGUUUGAAAAUUUCUCCCUUCUCAUACAUUGUUCACGUCUGCUUGCUUCUUUCCUAGUUGUACCAUAAAAAAUGUGUCCUUGUUUGGAGAAUGCCGUCGCAUUUAUCUCGGCUUAAUAUAUUGUUGACAUACUCUCUUAGUUUAUUUCAUGUUAUCAAAUCUAACUUUCUGGGUAUCGAAUGGUAUUUUUUUUGUCUCUUUC
Histoplasma capsulatum G186AR is the source of this 1469-nucleotide messenger RNA. RefSeq lists its product as uncharacterized. The record is from RefSeq and is a predicted model, not a curated record. The transcript is spliced from 3 exons. Lineage: Eukaryota; Fungi; Ascomycota; Eurotiomycetes; Onygenales; Ajellomycetaceae. Bases 1 to 870 code for a protein of 289 amino acids.